This is a messenger RNA of Phoenix dactylifera (date palm), 2929 nucleotides long. Lineage: Eukaryota; Viridiplantae; Streptophyta; Magnoliopsida; Arecales; Arecaceae. The record is from RefSeq and is a predicted model, not a curated record.
UUGAUGUUAGAAUGAUCGCUUUUGAUGACAUUUUUGGAAAAGAAGAUAUUUUUUUAUAUUUUCAGCAUGUUAUUUUUUAAUUAAAUUAGUUAGUGCAGAGAUAUUUCUGCUUAUAUAAGUAAUUCCUGCGGGCACGAGUCUAUGAGAUUCAGUGGAAAUGUUUGGGAGAUUUCUAAUGUCUUAUGGUAGACUUUUGGGGUUGAACCACUCCUUGAGGCUGACGUUAUUAGCUUUUGUUUUUGCCCCCUGUUUAGGGGCCUUUUCAAUGAAUAUGAACUAAGCAUUUUUAAAUUUUUGUGAACUGGAAGAUUAUAAGCUUGGCGGUGUAUAUUCUAUGUUAUGCUUUAUGAAUUUUAUAAGGUGGGGCGGCAAAUUGGGAGAGUCCCUUUGCUUAUGACUCCAUUAAUUGAAAUAUUUUAUUGAAAUACGAUAUGGACGUAGACAAGCAAUUACAUGAGCUGGACAUCGCUGCAUCUAUGUCUGCUUCUUAUAAUCACUAUCUAUGGCUAGCACCUGUUUACUGUUUAUGGUGAGAUUCAUCCGUCUUUGAAUGCAUUUUGGCAAAUAUGAGGUAAUUGCCUCGGAAACUUAUCUUCUUUCGAUGUUUUGAGAGUCAACUACAGUCUUUCUUAUCUAGUUUUUUCUCUUUCUUUGUAUGAAAAAUAACUACAUUUUGAUCAACAUAAUGAAUUUUUUUUUCCAAUUUUCGUUCUGGACAAAUCCUAAAAUCUCUGGAAUUUUGUUUGAAAGUUGCAGGGAAUGCUAGUGGUUUUGAUGCUGAAUAAGCUUAAUAUAGAAGGCUGUGGUGUAGGUUAGGGAGCUGCUUUAGAAGCCAAAGAAGGAGAAUCCUGCUGAUUUGAUACUCAUCUGGUUCCAGAAAAGGAAGCAUGGGUCUUCUUUGUGAUUUCUGUGGGGAACAAAGAUCGAUGGUCUACUGCAGGUCCGAUGCUGCAUGCUUAUGCUUGUCAUGCGACCGCAAUGUUCAUUCCGCGAAUGCACUCUCUAGACGUCACUCACGCACUCUUCUAUGCGAUAGAUGCAUUACACAACCAGCCAUAUUUAGGUGCAUGGAAGAACAUGUUUCACUUUGCCAAAACUGUGAUUGGAAUGGGCAUGGUGGCUCGGCUUCAGGACAUAAAAGGCAGACAAUCAACUGCUACUCAGGCUGCCCAUCUGCUGCAGAGCUUUCGAGAAUCUGGUCCUUUUUUCAGGAGUUUCCUCCUUUGCCAGAUUCUAACUGUGAACAGGGUAUGGGCUUGAUGAGCAUCAAUGAGAACAGUGUCAGUAACUUCUGGGGAGCUCCAGAGAACAGCAGUACCAUAGAUAUAGCCAAAGCAGGCAAGAUGAAUGAUCUGGAAACUGCUAAUAAGCUCAAUCCCUGGAUUGGCUCAUCUUCAACAUCUGCAGUGAACCCUAUGCUAUGCGGUGCAGGUCAGCCAGCAGGCUCAGUGGAUUCAACUACUCGUAAGCUAGCGCUUAGUGGGACAAAAGAUCUUGGUCUUUCCAAAGAUGACUUCUACGAAGAUCUCAACAUGGAUGAUGUCGACUUGAAUUUUGAGAAUUAUGAAGAACUGUUUGGCGCAUCUCUUAGCAAUGCGGAGCAGCUCUUUGAUGAUGCUGGCUUUGACAGUUUUUUUGAAUUGAAGGAAAUAUCUGCUGCCAAUUCCAACUGCCAGGGUGAAUUUGUCACAGAGGCAUCAUCUGCUGGGCAGGCCAAGCCUAUGCAAGCAACAUAUAGCAAUGCAGUAUCUGCUGAUUCUGUGAUGUCAAAUCCAGGAAGCAAAGCAGAUCCUAGCCUCUGUAUCCCAACAAGGCAAGCUCGGUCCAGCCUAUCUCUUUCCUUUUCUGGUUUGACUGGUGAGAGCAGUGCUGGAGAUUAUCAAGAUUGUGGGAUGUCAUCUGGGCUUUUUAUGGGGGAGCCUCCUUGGUGCCCUACUGCUCCAGAGAGUUCCUCUUACACCCCGGCUGGCAGGGAUAGUGCUGUGAUGCGUUACAAGGAAAAAAAGAAAGCAAGGAAGUUUGAGAAAAAAAUUAGGUAUGCAUCUCGCAAAGCUAGGGCAGAUGUGAGGCGGCGGGUGAAGGGAAGGUUUGUUAAAGCAGGUGAAGCUUAUGAUUAUGACCCCCUCUGCAAGACAAGAAGCUGUUAAAAGAAACAAAACAUCCUACUUAGUGUAAGAUCAACUUUCAUCUGAUUAAUAUUUUGGGAGAUGCCAGGCUGGUUUGUGCCCUUCCCAUGGAAUUUAAAAAGUUCCCAUCUAUUAAUCAAAAUAGACAAAGGAGAAAAAAAGAGAAAAAAGAAGAAAGAAAAUAAAGAAAAUGAAAGAGGACAAAAUAAAGGUUAUAAGUAGCUGGCUGGGAGUUCUUGAAGUACUUAUUAUGAGCAACUCUGCUGGACAUAUAGCUGAAUUAUGGUCUAAUCUGCUCAGUUUGGUUAGAUGCCCCAACCUCCUAGUAGUUUGGUUCUGUUCUUCCUUUUUUCCCCUGUCCAGUGGUGAAGCAUGGAUGUUCAGUAAUUUGGGACAAGGACACUCACAGUCCAUUCCUCCAGUACAUAUGAUGGGGUAACAUGCUGGUUCAUUGACCCUCCUCCCUCUUUGCACCUCUUCAUCUUCUCUUCAUUUUUCCUGACUCCGACAAUUGCCAUGGCUUGCCCUGUGGCAGAGCCCUCCUCCCAACUUUGGCUUCCCUUAAUAUGUUUAUACUUAUAUAUAUAUAUAUAUAUAUAUAUUCUUCUGUAAUCUGUAGAGAAUACAGUCUGUUGUAAGCAACAUAGAUCGCUUUGUAUUUAUUCACACAUGAAAGAGAUCUGCUUAUAUUACUGUAAGGCUUGGAAAAGUUGUAAAGCUGGUCUUUUGUGCUGUUGACUGUAGAAAAUACUGUAAUUGAAGCUUCGUAGAUUUGUCUAAAUUUAUUGGUUAAUUUGUUGAUA